This is a messenger RNA of Helianthus annuus (common sunflower), 675 nucleotides long. Its product is annotated as heterogeneous nuclear ribonucleoprotein U-like protein 1. The record is from RefSeq and is a predicted model, not a curated record. The transcript has a single exon. The coding region runs from base 1 to 675 and encodes 224 amino acids. NCBI's taxonomy places the organism in Eukaryota, Viridiplantae, Streptophyta, Magnoliopsida, Asterales, Asteraceae.
AUGGCCACUUAUGAUUGGUACUUUACUCCUUCGUACCAUAGCUCUCCAGCCCAAGCACCUUUGGUUGAACCCCAACUCCAAGCAGUUUCACCUCCAACACUUCCUGUUGAGGAGCCGCCUCAGCAGCCACCACAGCCACCUCCCGAGCCUCCAAGGCGAAGGAGGAACACACAUAUAUCCGUGCGAGGAGGACCUCGUUUUAGUUCUCCUCAGGGUUCGAGUUCUUACCCUCCUAUUCCAGAGGACCCCCCAAUAGGUGGGCCCUCAAACGCGGCACCGGAGAUCGAUCCUCCGCCAGCUUCUUAUGCACCACCUCAGCCGCCUAUGGGUUUCGACAACCCUAUCCCGACUUACCCAGGUUCUUCUGGGUAUAACCCUUUUGAAAAUCCAUCGGGAUAUCCAUCGGAUUAUGGAACUCAUGACCCGUACCUUAUUGCUGCAGAAUAUCAUCAUCUUUACCCUUCUUCUUACCCUCCAGUUUAUCCAACUGGAUACCUAGUGCAGGGUUAUCAAUACCCGCCUUACCAGCAACCUCCUCCUCCCCAGCAGCAGCAGCAAACUCAGGAAAUCCUAGAGAGGUUAGAUAAGGUUGAGCAUGAGACUAGAAAAACCAAGAAGGAGCAUAGUAGCUUCAUGAAGGGCCUUGCAAACCUUAUUAAAGGCAAGAAGAAGUAG